Molecule: messenger RNA, 318 nt
Organism: Dioscorea cayenensis subsp. rotundata (Guinea yam)
Lineage: Eukaryota; Viridiplantae; Streptophyta; Magnoliopsida; Dioscoreales; Dioscoreaceae
Exons: 1
Coding region: 1-318 (105 amino acids)
Cellular component (GO): EKC/KEOPS complex
Source: RefSeq, a predicted model, not a curated record
AUGGUGUUUGAAGCUUGCAAAGAUGUUGCAUCCAUAGCAUCAUCUAGUUGGGACUUCAGUUGUGACUUCGAAGUGGAUAAUGGUUCGGAAGAACAUGCAACCAUUAUCCGGGAAGCAUUAGCAGUUGAUCAGGAGUUGCAACCAGACAAGGUUCGAAGGCAUAUGUCUGUUUCUGAUGGCAAACUUAUUGUACGCUUUGAAGCAGUGGAAGCUAGAUUUUUCUUAGAGAAUGCACUCAGUUACCUUCUGUUUGAAUGGGUCCCAUUAGAGCUGAGAUCAAAUUUGGGACAGUUUCAGACUAUGUCAACUUUUUACUGA